CGGCACCAACAUGGAUCAACAACAGUACUGCCUCAAGUGGAGCAACUAUUCAUCCAACCUAGCGGCGGCCUUCUCGAACCUGUUCGAUUCCGCCACACUCACAGAUGUCACGUUGGUUUGUGGAGGGACCGUAUUCAAUGCUCACAAGGUCAUACUAGCGGCAUGUUCGAAAAAUUUUGCUGAUCUGUUCGAACGGGCCCCGGUUGGUACGGGGCAGAUCUGCGUUAUGCUGGAAGCAACAUCAGCAGACAACAUGCACGCACUGCUCGAGUUUAUGUACAAAGGCGAAGUACACGUGUCACAGAAAGCGCUGGAAAGUUUUCUGAAAGCGGCUGAGAACUUGCAGGUCAAAGGACUCACAACAGAACAUGGUCGCUUUGCGAGCGCCAAUGCCAGCCAACCGUCACAAUCGCCGUUUCACGGCCCACCGAACGAUCUGCCAUCACCUGCCAUUCGUCGCCAGCAGCGCAACAGCCUCUCGUCCUCGCUGGAAUCGAUCAACCGGGCGGUAAAGCGGGAAACCGACAGUAUAGUCGGUAGUGCAAGUAGUGGUGGAAAUGGUUCCGGUAACACUGCCGGUACCGGCACGACCAAUGUUGGUAGUGGAGCGGAACGAGGUAGUGGCACGGAUCGCAACAGCGGUCGUGGUAGUGAUCGAGGCGAUGGGGGUGGUGGUGGUGGCGGCGGAGGCGGAGGCGGUAGUACACCGGCAUCCAGUUUCUCCCCGUACCUGCAACCAUCGUCCUAUCUGCCAGGCACUUACGAGAACCGAAAACGAUCACUGCGAAGUCCGUUCUACGAGCAUCAGGAAGCGACACGGGACAGUGUACUGCGGGAUGGGAAGGCGAGUGCGGGCAAUGGCAGUCCGGUAAGUGGCAGCAAAAAUUAUCGACCGUCCAGCAGUGGUUCUUCGGCGACACCAACGGAAGCGGACACCGUACACACGGAUCGGGAUUCUCCGCAACAGUCCAAUCGUUAUGAAAAUCAUAGUCCCAGCACAACCCACCACGGCCAUGGUAACGGACCGGUAUCUUCAAACACUAUGGAUCGAGAAGAUCGCAACGAUCACAAUGGUUCAGUGGAUCACAAAGUGAAACACGAAAGUCGAGAGGGCAAUGAGGCUGGAGCGGAAGAUUUGCGUGUGAAAAUGGAAAUGCGACCCAUCCAGUCCCCGCUCAGGUCAUCGGCACCGUCUACACCAACGACACCGAUAGGAUUCAUCAAUGUGAAAGGUGGUCUGGAGGCAGCGAUACCGUCAGUUGAUAUGCUGGGAAUGAUCAGCACACCGCGGGAAAGCGUCACGACAGCGGAUGGUUUACUCUGUGUUCCAGGCAAAAAGCUACAAUGUCCAUUAUGCGAUCGGCAGUACGGUUACGAGACGAAUCUGCGUGCGCACAUACGCCAGCGGCAUCAGGGAAUUCGCGUGCCAUGCCCGUACUGCAGCCGAACGUUUACCCGCAACAACACCGUCAGAAGGCAUAUCGCCCGGGAGCACAAACAGCAAACGCAGUUCAUGCCCAGCCAGCUACACAGCUAA
Anopheles marshallii is the source of this 1537-nucleotide messenger RNA. It is a transcript of the gene chinmo, whose product is annotated as zinc finger protein chinmo. Gene Ontology annotation, molecular function: protein binding. The record is from RefSeq and is a predicted model, not a curated record. Gene Ontology annotation, biological process: regulation of transcription by RNA polymerase II. Bases 11 to 1537 code for a protein of 508 amino acids. Gene Ontology annotation, cellular component: nucleus. NCBI's taxonomy places the organism in Eukaryota, Metazoa, Arthropoda, Insecta, Diptera, Culicidae. The transcript is spliced from 6 exons.